AUUCCGUUCACUCACACCCCGACCGUCUCACGGCCGCACGUUGAACGUUCACAUCAGGAGCGACGCAACAGAGUUAUCAUUAGUGCUUUAGUAAUUGUGUGUCAUGUGAUAGUGUUGUGUUUAAAAUGGAAUCGACGCCGAUCUGUCGGUGCCGUGUAUUGUAUCUGGGAUCCGCGGUGCCUCAGCAGAGCAAGGACGGUCUACAGGGCAUACAAGAGCCCUUGCGAGAACUGUAUCCGGAAAAGGGGGCGACCAGUGGUGGAAUUGAUUCUUGGCUUUCCGUAUGGUCAAACGGAAUUUUGCUAGAGAAUGUCGACGAAAGCGGCUCCAGAGUAUCAAGGUUCUUCCCAAUAUCUAGUUUGCAUUAUUGCGCGGCCGUAAGACGUGUAAGUGUUGAGGGGCAACCUAGAUUUUUACCUUUAGAUUCACCUUUUGCUAGGGCGCCGGCUCCGAGGCGUCCGCCUUUAUUUGCUGCUGUGCUCCGUCGCACACAGGGUAUAAAAGUAUUAGAAUGUCAUGCAUUUAUUUGUCGUCGAGAAGCGGCUGCAAAUGCACUCGUCAGAUGCUGCUUUCAUGCUUACGCUGAUAGCUCCUAUGCAAAACGAUUAGAAGCCGAGCGUUCCCCGUCCCAAUUGCCACCAGAGGCCGAUGAGGAGUUGGAAGUAUACGAUGGUGACGAAAAUCAUAAAGUUUGGGUUGGCGAAGUCGAGCGUGAUGACGCAAGCGACGAAAUGCCUCAUCCGACACGGGCACCGCGACCGCGUCAAAUUACAAGACCGGCCUCGGUGCCACCUCCGCCCCCUCCGCCAGAGGAGCCCAAAAAGAAAUCCACCUCCAAGAAGUCUAAGAAGAAAUCAGCGGCGUCCGUUGAUGAGUUAUACGCUACGAUGCCAGGUCCGGCACCUGUCAUGAAUGGUAGGUCCUUGGGGAGGGCUCCUCCGGCCUGGGCGGCUGCCGGCCAUCCUGGCCAUCCCGGCCAUCCAGGUCACCCUGGCCAUCCUGGGCAUAUGGUAUUGGUGGCGCACCCCGCAGCCACACUGCCUCAUGUUCGACACGCAACCAUGGGUCACAGGGGUCGGGUCCCAGCUGCUCUAGGACCAUUCCCUCCCGUGCCCCCGCCUGGAAGAGGUCGCAUACAAUACGCUACAGUGGACCCGCGACGCUCGAAGCCUCCGCCCUCGGCUAUGAAGGCGGCGCAAAGUAUGAACGGCCUGGAAGCUGUCGAGGAUUCCGGCGGUAUAUAUAGAAAGAAAGGACAUUUAAACGAAAGGGCCUUCUCUUAUAGCAUACGACAGGAACACAGAAGUCGUUCCCAUGGAUCUCUCGCCAAUCUGAAAUUCGCUGCUCCACCCGAGGUGGAGUCAGGUCGUGAAGAAUUGAAAAAGGAGCGCGAGAUCAUGCAGCUAGUGGCAGGUCUUCAGCUCAACAGUGAUGACGUGGAGCGAAGGGAGGUGCCGCCGCAUGUGAUGCGAUCCAAACAUGCUCCCAGAUAACAUAGCGCCACAGCAGUGCCAUCUAAGAACGGGGACAAUCAUCUUAAAAAGCAGCUGUUCCGAGCUUACAGAUAAAAGAAAUGAGAUAUUAAUCGAUAUCUAUUUGUAUCGAUUCUUUAUCGAUUUGUCGCGAUCUUUAACAUUAAAUCGAUAAUUUGUAAGAAACUCGUGACUGAAUUGCUGGCGACUCGCUCUAUAUUUUUUAAACAAAUAACAUGUAUCGUGAGCUAUACAGCUAAUAAAAAAAAACUAACGAAAUAUAAUGAAACUAUACAUUUUCAAUAAACUAUGAAAAUCGUCGAACGUUGAAUAUAAUUUUUUUCUAGUUUUUCACUAUUUCUCUACACGUUUAUAAUGGUAUUUACGAAACACGCAAUAAUUCUAUUUCAUAUCUGUUGGCGCGUUUCUCUUCAUUCAACUUCUAGUAUUGUAUUGUAAUUGUUAUAGCUUGAACCGAUUGAAUGAUACUAUUAUCGUAUUCCUCGAAUUAUCGUCUUAAAUAAAAUACGAAAUUUCAGUAGUAUUUUUCACAGCGGAAAACCUUAAAUCCAACGUCGAGGUGGACAGUGUAAAUUCGUACUAAGGAUACUAAGUGUUUACAAUAGGCAUUGUUAACGGCAGCUGUCAAAUCUAUCUGCUUAUAUAGAAUAUAAAUGACCAAACAUUUACCAAGUGUUCCACAGGUUAAAACUAAGAAACCGUACGUUAAUGAUAUUGAAAUUAACAAUGAGGGAAAAAUCUCUGACAACUACAAUAUCUGUAUUGUGUGAAAAAAAUUUUUUUUUUUUAUAUACUUCCGUAGUAUAGCUCAUGUUAACCGCCUGGCCCUUAGUUAAUUCGCGUUCUCAGGCCAAAGACACAUUCAUCCAAAACUUAGGUGUACUCCACGCUUACGACAAUCAUUUACUACAACAACGUCAGAUAAUUACUAAGGAAGAAUAUAAUUCCAUAAAAUUUUAUUUAGAUCGUCCGUUUAAGAAUCUCAUCGACAAAAUAUCUGACGUGUGCGUUGAUACUUAUUCGGAUAUAUUUUUAUCACAUUUAUAUUAAAAUAUAUAUAUGUAUAAAUUAGUCAAAUUUCGUAAAAUACGUACCUAUAUAACAUGAAGUACAUAAUAUAACCUCAGCUAGUAAAUAAGGGUUUGUACAUUAGAAUAUUGUACAAAUGUAAGUAGUUUUAAGAAAUAUUAAGGUAUUAAGUAAUAUCAAUGCUUUCUAUAGAGUCGGUGUAACUUAUUUCAGGAGGUACAUUAAAGGUUACCUAGUAUUAAGGCUGGUUGAAAAUGAUUCGUGAGUCUAUCAUGCGUCCCAAAUAAGAUUCAGCUUGCGAAUAACUCGUCAAGUGUAUUAAUUUAAAUACAUUAUCAGUAAUAUUAUUAUAAUUUUUUUUUAUAUAAAAUCAAUGGUUUUGCUAUAACAAAACCCUUUUACUAAAUACCAACAAAAUAUUAUUUUUUUUAAUUAGUAAUAAUAGAAUAAUAUUCGCACAAUUGUCCAUAACAAUAAAUGUACAUGUAAUUUAUAUAAUCAGUUGUUGUAUUGUAAUUUCUAUUUUAUAUUUGAUAUGUAUUAGGUCUAUUAUUGUGUAUAGAUCACGUAAUAAAUAUUUUAGGCUAUGAGUGCCAUUAACGUUAUCUUUUUACAUUGAUAAUAAUAAACAACGAAUUAUUAUAGUUGUUUGUAAGAAAAAAAAAAUAUUAAUUGUCUGUAAAUAGGUUUAUUCGCAUUAUUUAAAUAAAGCAAUAAGCUUGUAAUACAUAAUUCCAUUCAUUAUAUGAUAUAUUUUUUUAUACUAUUUUAAAAUAUAGCCUGUAAUUUUACAAUUUUA
Messenger RNA from Danaus plexippus (monarch butterfly), 3321 nucleotides. RefSeq lists its product as uncharacterized. The transcript is spliced from 3 exons. The record is from RefSeq and is a predicted model, not a curated record. The coding region runs from base 126 to 1493 and encodes 455 amino acids. Lineage: Eukaryota; Metazoa; Arthropoda; Insecta; Lepidoptera; Nymphalidae.